CAUGUGGUGGUGAGACAGGGUGUGCUCUGCCAUCCAUGUGAGACGCUGCGGGUGAGCACAAGUGAAGGCAGCAGAAUCCCUGCAGCCUGGGGCCUGCAGCCAAAGCGUUGGGUUUGUCCAUCACUUGUGUGGAGCUGGAGCUGCUCUGAACCCCCAGACGGCUGCAGGGGCUGAUCCUAUCUCAAACAUGAGCACCAUCAGUCUGGAUCUCUAGGGGAGUCAUUGAGGCAAAAUCCUUGCGGCACCGUUAAGAGCUGGUAGUGAUAAAUGAGCCCGAAUUCUGGAUGAGAGCUGGUUUUCUUCAGGAGUCUCAUUUUUCUCCUAAUUUGCUGCAGAUGUUGAACAUCGCCCAAGAGGGCCCUGGUGACAUCACAUCCUCCCCAAAGAGCAGCACAGCCUACCCAAGUCAAGCAAGCAAGAUCAGCUCUGCUCCGCUGCACCAAGGAGAUGACCGAGGCUCCUGCGUUGCUCCUGCUGCUCGCACUGGGGCUCUGCUGCCCUGGGAUCCGUGGCCAGAGGGAUACGAUGAAGAUCCACCCCAUCAGGCAGCCCCAGGUGGGACAGCAGCUGGUGCUGCAGUGUGAGAGCAGCAACAUGGACAGUGGCGUAUUCUGGGUCCAGCAGGACAAGGCUGGGACCCUUCACUUCAUUGUCUUCACCUCUUCCCUUUCCCGGACCACCUUUGGGGGGAAUAGUAUGAGGACAGCCGAACGCUUUGAGGCGUGGAAAGACAUCAGGUUCUACUGGUUGGUAGUGAAGUCUUUCAUGCCACAGGACGAGGGGAACUAUUUCUGCCUCAUGAACACCAACCAAGCCCUUUACUUCAGCCCUGGCCAGCCUGUCUUCCUCCCAGUCACCACCACAGUGGCACCCAAAACCACCCCAGCACCCACCACCCCAGCACCCAACAUCACCGAAAGGGACCCCUGCCUGGAGACCCUGGAUUCAGAGACCAGCGAGGAGAAAGGGCUGGAUUUGCUAUGUGACAUCUUCAUCUGGGUUCCCUUGACAGCCGCCUGCUUCCUGCUCCUGCUCGCCCUGGCAGUCACCAUCAUCCUGUGCCAACGGACCAAGAGACGAAGAUGCAGAUGUAAAAGACCUGCAAACGGGAAGCCCAAUGUGAAACGUGGCACACCAGGACCACAUGCAUGAGCAUCUGCACCAUCUCCUGGAGCUGGCACCGCACAGGCCCAUCACCUGCGUUGUCCACAAUGCUACUCCUCAUGCACUCUACC
Molecule: messenger RNA, 1235 nt
Organism: Pezoporus flaviventris
Lineage: Eukaryota; Metazoa; Chordata; Aves; Psittaciformes; Psittacidae
Gene: CD8A
Product: CD8 subunit alpha
Exons: 6
Coding region: 448-1152 (234 amino acids)
Source: RefSeq, a predicted model, not a curated record